GUUGGAUUCCUUACAUCGGUAGUACCGUAAAUCUGUAGUACCGUAAAUCUGUAGUACGGUAAAUCUGUAGUACGGUAACAGCUGGUGCUGCGCACCAAAAUGGUGUUACCCCUAAUUCGGAAAAUGUAAGAUGAACUUAAGUAUUGCGGUAUGUAGGUUUCUCCAGUCAUACCCGAAACGGAUAAAAUUAGCGGAAAUAAAUCCGAAUUAACUCAAAUUUUAAACCCACAGGAUGGGGUGAGAUGCCAAAUCGGUUAGAUAUAGUUUAAAUCCAAAAUUGAUCUCUAUAAAAAGUAUAAUAUAUAUAUAAAGUAUUGAUUCAACUGAUGAGUUGCAAACAUAAUCUACUCAUUUAAUCAUUCAAAAAUUGUAUUUCACCAUACAAAUUGCUUUUGGAUCUGAAAUCCCCACAACUAAGUCAAAUAAAGCAAAUUGCAAUCAAUUAUUCCAUCAAAUCACUAAAGGAAAGACAAGUUAUAUAAGAUUAUAACUUCAAGAUGAUCAAGUCUUCGUCUUUGGCUCAUGUUUCACCGCCUUCAUCGCCUCGCAAGCGUGAUUAUAUCGAUGUACCACUCAAGAACAAUAGUUCAUCGACUAUAACCAAUAACAGUAACAGCACUUUCAGUCAUAAUGGAGGUAAUGUUAGUAGUAGUAGUAGUAGUAGCAUGUUGGCUGCUGCUUCACCUAACACCAGUCCUAUAGCCAAGCCUCUGGCCGGUUUAAUGAGUCCAUCAUCAUCUAAUAAUAGUACCAAUAAUUUAUCACAUAAUUAUAAAGAAUUUACAUUUGAUGCAAUAUGUACCUGUUUGGAGAAGGAUUAUUUCAAAAGUUUUAAAGAUCCUGUUUAUGAAGGUGCAAAUGGAGUAGUUAUUAAGUGUACUGAUAAAUCAAGGACUACUAAACUUAUUGUGAAGAUUAUUAAACGUAACGAAGAGCAGAGUUUAGCUCAUUAUCAUAAAUUGGUACUUAAAGAAUAUAAUAACAUUAAGAGAUGUAAUCAUAAGAAUAUAACAUCAAUUCUUGAUGUUUCAUUAACUCCGAAUUCAACAGACUUGGCAUUAAUUUUCCCUUAUUAUCAAAAGGGAGAUUUAUUAGAUUGUUUGAGUAAUUUAAGAAGAUUCAAGAUUGAAAUUAGUUCUAGCAUGAAAGAUGCGUUAUUCAAACAAAUCUUGAAAGGAGUUGAGUAUUUACACUCAAAGGGGAUAGUACAUCGUGAUUUGAAACCAGAGAAUUGUUUAAUAGAUGAAAAUGGAAUUCUUAAACUAUCCGACUUUGGAUAUAGUUUAAACAUUAACAACGAUGACUAUCAAACUUAUUUAUUAGAGAACCCCACCGAAAUAUACAGUGGAACCAAUAGUUUUAAGGCUCCUGAAUUGUAUACAUUUGAAGAACAAAUAAAGGAAGAUUCAUUUGCAUUUGAUCAAUUUUUCCAGAGUGGAACCAUUGAUUCAACUUUAAAGGCUCUUGAUUAUUGGUCAUUAGGAAUAAUUUACUUUCAAAUCUAUUUGAUGAAAUCUCCUUGGAAUAAUGCCAAUAUUAAUGAUAUUAAAAAUCUUUCAUACGUUAAGUUUCAUAAAUAUUAUCCACAAGAUUCUUCAAGUUUAGCUAAAUUAUUAGUUGAUCUAAAUAAUGGAUCCAAUAAUAAUUCAUCAUUUAGUCAUAAUCCAGCAUUGAGCUUAUUUAAAGCCUUACAUUAUGAUGCUAGAGAAUACAUCUUAGGAUUGUUAAAUCCAAUACCUAAGAAAAGAUUAUCAUGUAAGCAAUUACUUGAUUCGAAUUGGUUGAGUCAAGUAUAUGCCAAUCCUAAAGAAUUUGCAACUUUAGUUAAACGGUAGAGUGCCUGUAUUUGGCAGGGUAGAGAUUUAAAAAGGGUUAAAUUUUCAGUUCUUAAGGUAUGUUAUAUAUUCAACAUACCAUAUAUAUAUAUAAAAAUUAACAUUAUUCAUUGCA
Molecule: messenger RNA, 1950 nt
Organism: Scheffersomyces amazonensis
Lineage: Eukaryota; Fungi; Ascomycota; Pichiomycetes; Serinales; Debaryomycetaceae
Exons: 1
Coding region: 498-1835 (445 amino acids)
Biological process (GO): protein phosphorylation; mitotic DNA damage checkpoint signaling
Cellular component (GO): nucleus; cytoplasm
Molecular function (GO): protein serine/threonine kinase activity; ATP binding
Source: RefSeq, a predicted model, not a curated record